ACGCUAACUUGACUAAAUUCCUAUCACUUUGUCCACUUUACUUAAUUCACCCAAAAAUUUAUAUUUAUAGUUGGGACAAUUUGUAAAAAUUUCGUGGAAAAUGCCAGUUGAAGAGAAAGUAUUCCUUGAGGAUAACGUCGGAAAACGAUUAGAUCGCUGUGUAUCAGAUACCAUUGUUAAAGGAGGUGGAGGACUUAUUAUUGGAUCUGCUGUGUCCCUACUCUUUUUCAGACGACGAGCGUGGCCGGCAUGGCUGGGUACUGGAUUUGGAAUUGGCGUGGCAUAUAGGACAUGUGAAAAAGAUUUAAACAGUUUGAAGUAGAAUGUAAAUAAAAGUGAAAUAAAUUAAAUAAGAGUUA
Molecule: messenger RNA, 359 nt
Organism: Drosophila pseudoobscura
Lineage: Eukaryota; Metazoa; Arthropoda; Insecta; Diptera; Drosophilidae
Product: MICOS complex subunit Mic10
Exons: 2
Coding region: 101-322 (73 amino acids)
Cellular component (GO): mitochondrion; MICOS complex; mitochondrial inner membrane
Source: RefSeq, a predicted model, not a curated record